Molecule: messenger RNA, 1527 nt
Organism: Dendronephthya gigantea
Lineage: Eukaryota; Metazoa; Cnidaria; Anthozoa; Malacalcyonacea; Nephtheidae
Exons: 5
Coding region: 227-1249 (340 amino acids)
Molecular function (GO): ubiquitin protein ligase activity
Source: RefSeq, a predicted model, not a curated record
ACCAACGACUAAGUAUAAACGUAACAAACAUUGAUACAAAGAAUUACAAACGGUCGAAACGGAAACUGCAGAUUAGAGAGAACAAGGAAAUAGAAAAAUCGUUUAGUCCAUAUAUUUCCAGUUUGACUAGCUCGAUUAUGAGAGACGAACUUAAAUCGCAACCUUGAUGGCAUUGACAUUGAGCACAACCAUUUUCAUACGGCUGCAGGUUCUUUUGUAGUGAGUCAUGACACAUCCACUACAUCCUUUUCAUACCGGUAGAGUUGAAACAGAUGCUGUUGUCGUUGGAGCGGCUGCGGUGACAAGUAAUUUGUGCAGCUAUUGUGGAGCUGAAACGAUAAAGAAUUCGCGCACAGCAUUUCAGUGUCAUCCAUGUGAUUUUAAGUUAUGCUCUACUUGCGCCCAAACAGAAGGCUAUGCUCAUCCUGCUCAUGUCUCGCACUAUUUAUGUUGGGUGAAUAUUGUAGACGAAAUAUGGAAGUGCAAUGGAUGUAACAAUUCAUCUCGAGAGUUAAAGGAUACCAGUUGCUAUUUCUGUAGCUCCUGCAAGUUUUACCUUUGCCGAAAGUGCUUUGAACCAAAACGAUAUCCACUCCAUCAGCACGAAUUGAUGAAAACUGACGUAAGGUGUGUUUAUCAUCGAAGUAGCGGUGCCUGGGUUUGCGACUGUUGUGGUGGAAGUAAUGGCAGGGGCCACUACCUGCCAAGACAUUGUAAUCUUUGCAAAUAUGAUUUGUGUGAAAAGUGCAGCCAGCCCCAUCGCAGUACUCUACAUCUGCACGAUCUUUACAAAGCAGAUACGGAGUUGAUUUAUCACAAAUUCGCAGGUGGAUGGCGGUGUGACAGCUGUGAAAGUCUUUUUCGUCCUUCCGGAAAUAAAUACCCGUACCAUUGCGAGAUAUGUGAAUUUGAUUUGUGUGACAAUUGCAUGAUGAUUAGCGAUUCAAAAGUUCCUCGACGUUCAACUAACAUGAAUCAAAGAGGAAUGGGAACAACUGCAGCAGGAUUUCCCCUAGCGUCACCUGAAGAGGAAUUGAAUAAAGUGAGGGGUCCAGCCCCCGCUCCGCUCUCAGAGGACACUUCAUGUAUCAUAUGUAUGACUGAACCGAAAAACGCCACAAUAAUUCAUGGCGCGACAGGCCACGUUUGUUGUUGCCUUGGCUGCGCUAAGAAACUGGAAAGAAGAGGAGAUCCAUGCCCCAUAUGUAGGGAGCCAAUUCAGUUGGUCAUAAAACAAUUUCUUGUCUAAACUACCUUCAGAAAUAUUUUGAUCAUUCAUUAUAUGGGUAUGAUCGAGGAAACAUGUAAUUUUUCUAAGAAAUGCAACAAUACAACUGCUUCACUUAGAUACAACUUCACAUUUCACAAAAAUUCAAGUGCUUUACUAAGAAACCAUAUUGGUAAGACCGUAUGGAAAGAGUCCAUAACAAAAUAUAUGAUGAUGUAAUAUUUAGUAUCACUAUAUAGUAUCUAAAGAUAUAAGUGUACGAUUUUGUAUAGACUGGUUUAGUUCGUAUUAAUAAAAAA